This is a messenger RNA of Ogataea angusta, 175 nucleotides long. RefSeq lists its product as uncharacterized. The annotation marks the transcript as partial. The transcript has a single exon. Lineage: Eukaryota; Fungi; Ascomycota; Pichiomycetes; Pichiales; Pichiaceae. The record is from RefSeq and is a predicted model, not a curated record.
AUGAUCGGAGACCCACACCCCGUGUUCCCUAAAAAGAGAAGCAAGUCCGAAGGACACAGAUCAAACUGUGGCUGGAAAGGUGUAGCCAAUUUGCUUCAAUCAUAUAAGUCUGUUGCGCUUCACAAUGGAUCCUCGAACUGGGUCAGCUGUGAAGUCGUUAAAACAGCCUUGGGAC